Messenger RNA from Vicia villosa (hairy vetch), 1628 nucleotides. RefSeq names its product WAT1-related protein At4g08290-like. Lineage: Eukaryota; Viridiplantae; Streptophyta; Magnoliopsida; Fabales; Fabaceae. The record is from RefSeq and is a predicted model, not a curated record. Gene Ontology annotation, molecular function: transmembrane transporter activity. The transcript has 5 exons. The coding region runs from base 81 to 1250 and encodes 389 amino acids. Gene Ontology annotation, cellular component: plasma membrane.
CAUCAUCAAUGUACAAAAUCCCUUCCAUAACAUAAGCAACAUCACUUGCUACGCACCCAAGAAGCGAUAGAUUCUCAAAAAUGGGUGCAUGGUUAAGAACUGCAAAGCCAUAUUUACUACUCUUGGCAGUUCAAUUUGGUUCUGCAGGAAUGUUUAUUUUUGCCAUGGAUGCUAUCAAGAAAGGAAUGAGCCAUUACGUUUUCAUCGUCUACCGUAAUGCUCUCGCCACUGUAACAUUAGCUCCAUUCGCAUUUUACCUAGAAAGGAAAAUUAGGCCGAAGAUGAAUUUUCGUGUAUUUUCAGAGAUUAUGUUACUGGCUUUCUUCGAAAUAAUACUGGAUCAAUGUUUUGCCUUGUUGGGAAUGAAAUUAACGUCCGCUUCGUUCCUUUCCGCUGUGAUGAACUCUGCGCCCUCCAUUACUUUUCUGUUUGCAGUCAUUUUAAAAUUGGAGCACAUGAAGAUAAAGGAAAUAGCAUGUCAAGCAAAAAUGAUUGGUACUGCAAUUACAUUUGCAGGAACAUUGUUAAUGGCUCUAUACAAAGGCCCUGUAGUUAGUGUUGUGAACUCAUCUAUUAGUCAUGCUACCAACCAGUCUGAGAUUGUGAACGAUUCCAGUAAUAACCGGUGGAUCGUAGGAACAUGUUUCCUCCUCAUUGGCUGCGCUGGUUUUUCCGCCUUUUACAUAUUGCAGGCCAUAACAUUGAGAAAGUACCCUGCACCGAUGUCUCUGGCAACAUGGGUUUGUUUCGUUGGCGCGCUUCAAAGCUUUGUGGUGACAAUUAUCGCCGAGCGUCAUAAUUCUCAUGCCUGGGCUCUUGGUUGGGAUUCACGGCUCUUCGCCCCAGCAUAUGCGGGGAUAGUUACAUCUGGAGUACAGUAUUACAUACAAGGGGUGGUUAUGAAAGCUAUGGGUCCAGUUAUUGUAACUGCAUUCAAUCCGUUGCGAAUGAUCAUCGUAACGGCCUUGGCCUGCAUCAUUCUUUCUGAGCAGCUCUUUCUUGGAAGUAUUAUUGGAGCAAUAGUGGUGGUUCUUGGGCUUUAUCUAGUUGUCUGGGGAAAAUCGAAAGAACAGAAAGCCCGGAAUAAUGAUAUUCAUAUGGCAGAGUCACCUACCAAGGAGAACCCAUUACAAGACCAACAUCAGUUACAGUUACCUGUCACAGCUCCUAAAAAUGAAAGUAGAAAUGAUAAUAAAGCUCAAUUGGUCAUGCAUGGAGAAGAAAUAUGUUACAAUUGUGGAAGAAAUUGAAUGGACUGGGCUUUGGUGUUACCUCUUCUGUACUGAUAUAAGCCCAAUGUCAUGCCUAUGCUACUCACAACAUGGAAUUGGCAAUUUGAAAGGACUCGUGAAUUUGUCAUUUAAUUGGUGGUCAUUUGUUGGGAGUAUUAAAGGGCUUUCAAGAGAAAAAAAUUAUAUGAUCCAUUUUAUUGUUUGAGAUUUUAAAAUUGUGAAAGUAAAUGAUAUUCUUAAACUCAAAAACAAAACUCAAAGGAUGAAGGAAAUUUUACAAUUAGACUAAAAUGAAUGAAAUUUUAAAUUUAGACUAAAAUCUUAGACAUAUAGUACCGUAUUAUAGUAUUAAACAAUUGAACAAAUGUGUAUAUGUCAUGAUUGGUUCCAUCUUUU